UGUCUGCGGUCUAAUUCUCCCAUGGAAUGUUCCACUGAUCAUGUUAGCUAACAAAUUAGGUCCAUCGUUAGCUGUUGGAAAUACUGUUGUGGUUAAACCUGCUGAACAAACGCCUUUGACUGCUUUAUAUGUAGCUGGUUUAAUUGUUGAAGCUGGUUUUCCACCAGGAGUCGUAAAUAUUGUUCCCGGAUAUGGGCAGACAGCCGGUGCAGCUUUGACAUGUCAUUUACAUGUCAAUAAAGUUUCAUUUACAGGUUCUGUUCAGGUUGGAAGAAAGAUUCAGCAAGCAUCAGGACUGACUAACUUAAAGAGAGUGACUUUAGAACUGGGUGGUAAAAGCCCACUAGUAGGACAGAGCAGUGAAAUAAAGGACUGUCCUCUUAAAUAAAGGACGUAUGGUCACUGUAGGUAUACCCUAUCUGAACGUCUCGAGACUAGCGGCAUCUCGUGGUAAAAACCAGAACUACGGCUACGGAAUCGUUCUGUAAUUAGACGCCAGUAUAAACUUAGGGCCGUAUUCACCGCAGUGACCUAAAACGUGAAUUAUAGUUCAAGGUCACUUUUCGUAUUCGCCACGAUAAAUCAACCAAAAUGAGCCGAGGUUUAAGUCGAUGAUUAUGGUUUUUAAACUUUACCCACUUUCAGCCAAUCGCUUAACCGACCUAGAGCAUGGUUACUAGAUUAUCUGGUUUGGGAGCUACUAUUGAAGGGUGUUCGUCUAGGGAUUCGUUUUCGUUCUAGGGACAAUUUCUGCGUAUAGAGCGGCGUUUCGUUAGUCCCAUAUAGAGGUGGGAGAUCCAGUUCCGCUGCUGGAACUGGAACUGUUGGAAGUAAUCAGA
Molecule: messenger RNA, 839 nt
Organism: Centruroides sculpturatus (bark scorpion)
Lineage: Eukaryota; Metazoa; Arthropoda; Arachnida; Scorpiones; Buthidae
Product: retinal dehydrogenase 1-like
Exons: 3
Coding region: 41-388 (115 amino acids)
Molecular function (GO): aldehyde dehydrogenase (NAD+) activity
Source: RefSeq, a predicted model, not a curated record